Molecule: messenger RNA, 6778 nt
Organism: Misgurnus anguillicaudatus (oriental weatherfish)
Lineage: Eukaryota; Metazoa; Chordata; Actinopteri; Cypriniformes; Cobitidae
Source: RefSeq, a predicted model, not a curated record
GCCAUACUUUAUGCAAUGGGAAACAUUUAAACAUUUAUUCUCAAAACUCAACUUCAAUCUCGUCCCGACUUCUUUGUUCCCUGCACCAUAAAUAACUUAAGGCCAAAAAUAAAAUGAAUAGCUCAGUCUGAUUCGUUCAAUACCAAAGUCGAGCAUUUAUAGCAGAUUGUCGAUUCCCGUCAAUGCACACAUUAGUAAAACAGGUGGAUGCUGAACAAGAGAGAGAGAGAGUUUUGCAGUCUGCCCACUUUUACUGCAGCUCACUGUGACUCAGCAAGCAAAACACCAGUUUCGGGAUGAGAGACUGCAAACGGAUGUAAAUAUCUUGGGACGGGCUAAUAACAAGCAUGUUAGUUUUCCAGACUGAGACAGGAGACUAAAGCCGAUAGAGACAGAUGAUGAACGUCGACGUAUUUUAUAUGGAAAUCCGGAAAAUGCUGCAGUUGGAUUUAAGGCACAAUCAGUCCGCAUUGAAUUUGUGAAUCAAAAGGGAUGAGAUUAAUCUUUCACACACUUUCACAAAAAGCUGGGCAGAGGUUUUGCAACAGAAGACCCACGAGACCGUAACUGUUGUGUGUGGCUGCAGAAUCAAAUUACGCACGUUUUAUUCCCUCCGUAACUAUAUCUUAGGAAGGAGAGUUUCGUGUAGCAAGGGAGCAAGAAUUAAACCAAAAAAAAAUAUCUCACAUAUCAGAGGCAAUGCUCCACAGUUUACUAUGAAAACAGGACACACCCGGAGGGAGUGCGAUUCACUUACACACACUCCCUGAAAGCUUUGCUUUGUAUACAGAAAUGGCGACUGCCUCAGACUACCAGAGGCAAUACGAUAUGAAGGAUGAGGCAGACGGUGUGGAGAUGCAGUCGGAUGAGGGGACUGAGUGGCUCAUGGAGCUGCUGACUGACGUGCAGCUCCAGCAGUACUUCCUGCGUAUCCGUGACGACCUCAAUGUUACGCGCCUAUCACAUUUUGACUAUGUCAAAAACGAGGACCUUGAAAAGAUUGGCAUGGGCCGCCCAGGACAGAGGCGUCUGUGGGAUGCGGUCAAAAGGAGAAGGGCUUUGUGUAAGCGCAAGUCAUGGAUGAGCAAGUCUUUGUGCUUGGGCCAACAGGUAUUCACAGGGAAACGUCCCGAUUCUGAUUCCCAAACCCCAGGUUCGUUACGAAGUUCAUCGCCCUUAUCAACUAAUCCAGACGCACAACUGGCAGACCUCACCUGCCUCAUCAGUGACAGAGACCUCACCCUGUAUGAGAAACUGGGUGAUGGAUCAUUUGGAGUGGUAAAUCGUGGAGAAUGGCAAGCCCCUUCAGGAAGAGUGUUGAAUGUGGCAGUGAAGUGCCUGAAGACUGAUCUGUUGGACCAGGGUGACGGUCUAGAUGACUUCAUAAGGGAAGUGAAUGCCAUGCACUCCCUGGAUCACCAAAAUCUUAUUCGCCUGUAUGGUGUUGUCCUUACGCAUCCCAUGAAGAUGGUUACAGAGCUCGCCCCAUUAGGUUCUUUGUUGGACCGCCUGAGAAAACGACAAGGCCAUAUAUUGAUAUCAGUGCUGUGCCAUUACACCGUUCAGAUUGCCUGUGGCAUGGCGUACCUGGAGUCCCGACGGUUUAUCCACAGAGACCUGGCAGCACGCAACAUCCUCUUAGCCACCAAUGACCUGGUAAAGAUCGGGGAUUUUGGCCUCAUGAGAGCUUUGCCUAAAAACGAUGAUCAUUACGUCAUGCAAGAGCACCACAAAGUCCCGUUUGCCUGGUGUGCUCCAGAAAGCCUAAAGACACGUACUUUCUCCCAUGCCAGUGAUACUUGGAUGUUUGGAGUAACGUUGUGGGAAAUGUUCACUCAUGGGCAAGAACCCUGGGUUGGGCUCAAUGGGAGCCAGAUUCUUCAUAAGAUCGAUAGGGAGUCAGAGAGGCUUAUCAAACCAGAAGACUGUCCACAGGACAUUUAUAAUGUCAUGCUACAAUGCUGGUCACCCAAACCCGAGGACAGGCCGACAUUUGUGUCUCUCAGGGACUUUCUUGUGGAGACAAUGCCAACUGAUAUGAGGGCACUGCAGGACUUUGAUGAGCCAGACAAACUUAAAAUUAAUUCCAAUGAUGUCAUCACCAUCAUCGAGGGCAGAGCGGAGAACUACUGGUGGAGGGGUCAGAACAGGCAGACUUUAAAAGUGGGACAGUUCCCCAGGAACGUGGUGACAUCUGUGGCUGGCCUGUCUGCUCAUGACAUCAGCCGACCUCUCAAACACAGUUUCAUCCACACAGGCCACGGAGACACAGACCCACACCGCUGCUGGGGCGCCCCGGACAAGAUCGAUGACUUGUACCUUGGUAAUCCUAUGGAUCCUCCUGAUGUUCUUGGGUUUGAUUCAGAUACAGCCAAGCCUACAAAACUACCAAACCGGUCCAAAAAACCGUUCUACGACUCUGUGCUCGAUGAUGAUGACGACGAUGAUUUGAUAGUGACAGGUGUGAAGAAGCUCUCCUAUAAGACCCCAACAUACUUGGGUUUGCGUCUCCGCCCUUGGGAAAGUACCAGCCCAAGGGACCGUCUCAGCGAAGUGUCCCUUAUAGACUUCGGGGAUGACAGUUUCAGCUCAACCUCGCCCUCCCCCAUUACAGAAACUCCCAACCCCAGCACACCAAAACCAACCCUGUCCUCCGCUGCUUCCAUUCUGGACAUGGCACCACCGCAGAGCCCCAACCGUUCUCUGCCCAACCCCUUGCACCCCACACCGGUGGUGGAUUGGGACAUGCGCCCCUUGCCGUGUCUCCCAGCGUAUGACGAGGUGGCUGUGGAGUGUGAGGAGCAGGAGGAUAUUGAGGUGCGUUCCAUAAAUGCAUCUGCGGUGCAUGAAGACACAACAUCUCAAGAGAUACGAUCAGAAGAUGAUGCUAAACGCAACGUGGAGGACAAUCUCUUUCUACCAUCCAAGAGCAUUGAGGAAAGCCAUUCCUUUUCACAAUCAGCAGAUAUUUUCAAGGAACUCCAGAGGGAGGCCAUGGUGAAACUUCGCGUCCCUCCGACAGGACGUUCCCUUCCUUCUUCACCCAUUCCUCUUGUACCACACCGCCAGAUCAUCCUACCCUCAUCCUACGAGGACAAACCUCAGCUCCCCCCCAGAAUCCCCAUCCCACCCAUGCGGCCCUCUAGGCGGGCAGGAAUAUACGGCAGCAGACUGUCAAUCUCCCCCGGAGACCACGAAGAUGGGAGCCGUUGUCCACCUCAGAUACCCCCAAGGGAUCACGCAUUAUCCCAGCCCAACUCUCGGGCAGCGAGCCCUAUGGCACCGCAGGGAGGCUCCCCUCAACAAAGAUCCAGCCUUUGCUGUGUCGGAUCAUUGGGUUCCUGCCUCUCCCCGUCAUCUUAUUCCUCAGCGCCAUCCAGCUCCUCCGCCACCUCUUACACAUCCACGGCCACCACCACCAGUUCUCAGUAUGGCUCAACUGACGUGAGGCAAACCCAGAGCCCCUGCACCCUGCCUAGCUUAUAUGGAGGUGUAAAGGCGACUACGACUCAUUAUUAUCUUCUACCAGAGAAACCAACAUAUUUGGACAAGUUUGAUCGGUUCUUAAAGGAACCGGAGGGGAGUGAUGAGAAAAGAGCCACAAAUAUGGCCACUGUCAGGCCCAUGGUUCAACAGCAAGUCAAUAAGCCCAACCUUUCCCCUGUGCACCCCAAUAACAGUGGGAGCUCCCAAAAUCUGGUUUGGCCGGGAGGACCAGUCACACCGUCUACUACCUACAAUCGUGUCCCAGUACAACAAGUUCAGGAGGCGGUACAUGGCGUAACCGUAGAGGAAUGUCAAACGGCUCUUCAGACUCAUAGCUGGAACAUUCAGGAGGCUGUGAAAUACCUAAAGGUGGAGCAGCUGUUUAGACUCGGUCUGAAAGCUCGUUCUGAAUGUGUGGAGGUUUUGGAAAGAUGUGACUGGAAUCUGGAACAGGCCAGCACCCAAAUGCUUGAUUCCUAUGGUCCAUCUAGACAUAGGUUCUAACAGCAAGAGGAUGGAGAACUGAACUAUUCUCCGUUCCAAUAAAGCAAAUGAGAAUCAAGCCUCACUGAAGAUAUCUGCAGGUCAUUUACAUUUCAUUGCUUUGCUGCUUAUAAUAAAUGCAAACUUGAAGUACAAUAGUGUGUAAAACAUAGAAAAGGAACAAUGUAGAAGAUUUUGUUGUAUGCAACGCCUGCUUAGUAAGUUUUAAGAUUCUCAAUUAUGAUACAAGGUUUGCUUUGACUGACUGCUUGAUCUUAUGUUGUGAUUUUACGAGACAGCAUCCAAUGCUUGUAGUUUAUUAAGAAUAUUUUAUGUUAAGCGAUCACGACAGUGUAUUGUACUGCCACAAGAAACUUAGUUGUUGUCAUGUACUGUAUUAAGUCAGAAUUUUCAUUUUGAUGCCUAUUUUAACUUAUAUAAGCAUUGUGGUGCUGCUUAGCAGAAGUAUAUACGUAUAUAAGUAAAGCCUAUUUUUUGUUUUAUUGUAUGCUGAAAAUGAGUGAAAAUGCACUGUAACAUUUUUUGAGUCUUUUACAAAGUAAAAUACAAGGAGUCGGAGUGUUCACCCAUUGUUUGAAAAGGAUACAUAGUGACACAAAAUUUUGUUUACCUGGCUUCCAUUUGGAUUUAAAUGUAAUCUAAAGAUUGCAUUUUAUGACACCCAUGAUUAUUAUUCUCUAUAGGCCACCUCCAAUAAUCUUUGAUCAUUAUCAAAUGAAAAUACAUGCUGACACAAUACAUGUUUUUCAUUUACAGUUCUCUAAAGCAGCCAAUUGGCUUUCAGUAUGAAAGCAUGUGUUUCUGCUGCUACACCGAUGUGUGAAACAGGCCUGACCAAUCCUGCUCAUUAUUUAACCUUUGUGUAUUGUUCAAAUUUACUACCCUAUUGUUAUGUUCGGGAUGACAACAUCCACUAAAUGAAAAUGUAUCAGAUAAAUAUUUUUUUCAAUCUCUUUUGCAUAAAUCUUUAAAUCAACCUCAGUCCUGAUCAAAACUACUAAAUGUUCUUUAAUUGGCAAGUUCAUAAAUUAUGUCACUGAUUUGGGGAAAAACUCACAAAAUUACUUUUUUCAAUAUAAAAAGUGAUUUUUAUAUUGCACAUUUUUUUUGCAUAGAUCUGUUAGUCAACCUCAGUCCUGAUCAGAACUACUAAAUGUUUACAAAAAUGCCAGGAUUUUAACUCUUUAAUUGCCAAGUUCAUAAAUGAUGUCACUGAUUUGAGUGGAAAAAAAAGACACACAAAACAACUUAUUUUUAAUAUAAAAAGUGAUUGUGGACUGGAUUUUUUGACCUUUUAUCACGGUCUUUGGCAAGUCAAAGAUUAGUAACAACAAAGCUUUGAUGCAUUGUUAGUUUUUGUGCAGCAUCAGAUUUUAUUUUUUACAUUUACCAGAAACUAACCUUUGGUUUUGCACAGGCCUCUCUAAAGGGUUAACGGUGAUCAACAGUAAAAAUACAAAUUUUACCUCUUCCCAAAAGGGAAAACCAUCAACAAACAAGAAUGCAUGAUAAUAAGGUGUCAUGGCUUUGCAAGCAAAAAAAUUGUUAUAAUGGAAGUCAGUGGGCCAAAAACAGCCACGAACAGUAAAUGAGGGAGAAAACAAAAUAAAAGCUGCAAAAACUAACACUGCAUCAAAGCCAAUGUUUUUACUAAUCUUUGACAUGCCCAGGACUGUGAUAAAAGGUAAAAAAAAUCCAGUCCACAAUCAUUUAAUCAUUUUUAUAUUGAAAAUAAUAAGUAAUUAAAUCAGUGACAUUAUUUAUUAAUGUGGCAUUUUAAAUCGCUAAAAUCCUGGAAUUUUUGUCAAUAUUUAGUAGUGUUGAUCAGUACUUAUGUUGAUUUGCAGACUUUUUUUAAAUAAGAUUUAUCUGAUACAUUUUUACAGCAGUUUAAUUAAGUGGAUGUUUUCAUCCUAAACAUAACGAAAGCGUUGUGAAUUUGCCCAUGGUGUAUUGUUAAGUUUUUGCAAAAUUUCAAAGCAUUUUCCCAAAAUAUGAGUCAAUGUAAGAUUUGUCACCAAAAUCAUCCCAUUUGCUGAAACACAGAGAAAUUUGUGGCCAAAUUAAUAUUUGAAAGCAUCCCAUAGUGGAUGAAAACGUCCCCAACAUAACAUAAGGGUUAAUUCAUGAAGUUGCAUGCAGAUCACAGACCUUAUGCUAAUUUGAGUUUUUACUAGAUUAUGAAUAUUUUUCUGUGUUUUUUAUGUGCCAUGAUGAUAGCAUAGUUAUUGUCAUUUGUAUUUAAUCACCAGACCACCAAAGACGUGUGUCAUAUUCUUUCAUUUGUUCCAUUUUGUAUGAAGAACAUGCUUUAUAGUAUUGAAUAAGGCAUUAUGAGCUUUGCAAUUUUACUCAGGAUCAUGUCACAGAAACUGCAGUUAGUCUCUUAACUGUGUGAAAAAUAGAUCGCUUGUAAUAAUAAACUGUUGAUGGGUCACAUUUAUGUGUCACACACUGUGAAUGAACCACAUACAGACAUUUGAUUGCAAAUUGAGGCUUCUGCUUUGCAUCUUGUGCUUUAGUUUGAAAUGUUUAUCUGCCACUUUGUCCAGAUGCUCAGUAUUAUAUUUAUUUUUUACUUGCACUGGUUUUGUGUAUACGUUUAUGCAAUUUUUGCAAUGCAGUUUUUAAAAUAUAGCCUGGUCAGUGCUCACCUCAUCAUGUAGGACUUACGCCACUCUUUAUAAAGUGGUUGGCAGAAUGCUGGGCUUAUUGUAAAAGCUUUAUAAGUAUAAAUUGUAUAAUUAUUUAUCUGUAUUUUUGUAAUAAAAUACAUCUGUAAAUCUGG